AUGACUAUUCCUCGCAUGGCCGCAUCUUGUCCUUAUCUGCUUGACAGCAUCCACGCAUUUUCAGCUUUACACUUGGCUGCGGUGGAAACUGAUAAUCGGGCUUCAUGGCUGGAUCAUGCCGCGCGAUAUCAAAGCCAGGCAUGCGCUGGACUGAGCAAGAUCCUUCCGGAAAUGUCGCCAAAAGAUUAUGAACCAGCAUUUGUCUCAUCCAUCAUCAUAAUGCUUUUCGCCAUUGGAUCUCGAGUAUUGUCACUUGAAAAUCAACCACUGGACCCGCUUUUGGUUGUUCUCGAGGCUCGCACGUUGAUAUCUGGCCCCGCCAUGCUUUUUACCCGAAUAAAUGAAGGCGGAAUUGACGCACAGCUGGACGGAUGGCUGUGUGCUCCUGACACACAAGAAAGCCUCGAAAGUGAGGAACAUGAUGAAGGCAGCAACCCGGUCGAAAACACACGUGUAUUAUUCAGCCUACACAAAGACAUAAUGACGUCGCUGGCUCGGCUUCAUUCGAUAAUUGACACAAGGGAAGGAUCGGAUCAACCGAUCUACUCUGCCACAUGGCAGCGGUUGCAGCAGGCCAUCGAGCCGUGGCCAAAAAUCGGACCACAUGGCGGUCCCCUUGCAUGGCCCUUAUUUCUCUCCGACGAAUUUUCCUCACUCCUGCAACAUGGCGACUGGACUGCCCGAGUUCUUUUCCUGCAUUAUGGCAUAGCUAUGCGUCUCCUAUGCCAUCGAUGGUACGUGCGCGACUGGGGCCGUCGGCUAGUAUCGGCCACACUGGAACAACUGCACGAGAUCCCUCCGGAGUGGGACGAGACUAUCUCUUGGAUAAGACGAGCCGUUGCGAGGGAGGAUUAG
Messenger RNA from Penicillium mononematosum, 855 nucleotides. RefSeq lists its product as uncharacterized. The transcript is spliced from 3 exons. The coding region runs from base 1 to 855 and encodes 284 amino acids. NCBI's taxonomy places the organism in Eukaryota, Fungi, Ascomycota, Eurotiomycetes, Eurotiales, Aspergillaceae. Gene Ontology annotation, molecular function: DNA-binding transcription activator activity, RNA polymerase II-specific. Gene Ontology annotation, biological process: regulation of transcription by RNA polymerase II. The record is from RefSeq and is a predicted model, not a curated record.